CAGAAGUCUCCAACAGCGUCGACACUACCGAAAACGAUCCAAGUUUCCCAUAUUCGAAUUUAACAUUCCUGAACAUGAUUCAAUGUAACGAUUUCAUGUGUUGGUGUUCACACUGGGAUCGCUCUUCGUGGCUUCUAUUAUCGCUCUUCAAUAUAACUCCGAGGAAUUUGAUGUUGGGGCUAGAGCACUUUCUAUCUUGCGUGCCACGUUAUCCACGGGUGCCAUUUGGGUCAAUGUGGCUGGCAUAUGGUCACGAUUCGUCUGUCUUUGAGAGCUCCACCACAGAGAUGCUUUUCUAAACCAUCAAACUUAGCCGUGAGAUGGGGGCAAGAAUGCUAUAAGUUGACUCCCUCCCACCGAAAACUAGAAUCUUUUCUCCAACCAACUCGCCUAUUAACUAUCAUUCAACAUUCAACAUUCAACAUCCAACACUUCAACUGACCCAAAUACGCAUCAACAUGCGUUUCCACUUCAUCUGGCUCGUUCUCCUUGCAACUCUGGAGCAUGCAACGGGGCAGAGCUCCAUUGGCCUUUGCAAGCCCGCCGCGUCUUCUUGUGCAGCCCUGCCCGAGGCUUCUGCGGAACUCUGCUCGGAGCUUAUUGCAUCGAAAUCACUCUCUCAAACGGUCUGCUUUGUGCCCGCCGCAAGCGAAGCGGUUACGGUUACCAAGCCUGUCGUGAUCCGAGAAACAGAAACCAUCACGGCAACUACUACAACUGAGGUUACCACUACUACCUACUCAAAGAGCAGAACUAAGACGCUUCCUACCAUCACGGCGCUGUAUACCACAAAGGUUGUCUCCCGGACCGAUAUCAAGUGGCUGUACACUACGCUGCCCAAACCUCGAACAUAUCUGACUACAGUCGUUGUUACUACCACUCUGCCAGCCACAAAGACGCGCAGCACUACUUCCACGUGGGCUCAGCAGUCCUGCGAUGCCGGGAAUAACAAGCUGAAGCUUAGGAGAGGGCACUUGGGUGAAAGGGCCGCGCUUCCCCGUGACUGCUACUGCUAUUUGACAAGCACCUCAACCAGUGCCAUGACGAAAUCCACAACCAUUGUAGAAAGACCCACGGUUACCACGACCUAUACCAAGAUCGCAAGCGGAAAGUCCCCAACUGUCACCAAGCACGUUACCGUCAAAGAAACUACUACCGUCUCCAUGACCAUUGGUGCAGUCACUGACAUUUCCACCACCAUCACCAAGACCAGACUCUCCAAGAGCACAGCGACAUCCAUCUCUACUCGAUUCUCCAUCUCAUCUGUCACCGUCCCCUGGACCAAGACUGCCACAACGCGAACCAUCCCCGUCUCCACCGUCCAGGUCAACCCGUGCGGACCUACAGGUUAUGGCCGGAUCGAAAUCGGUGUUCCCGACUCCCCGGAACUCAUGGAGAGCAACCAAGUGUCCCUCCCAGGCAGCACCAACAUCAACAAGGACUGCUGCAAUGCCUGCUACAACACCCUCGGCUGUGUCUAUUGGGCUCGCAGCAACACUGAUGGAGCGUGCCUCAACUUCCAGGCCAUCGACUCGGCUGGAUGCUCGACCUCUCAGUGUCCCAACGGUUUCCCUGAAUUCGGUGUUUCCGACACUGACGAUGGCUACAGCUACUAUGCUGGACCUUGUGGAAGCGGUUUGGUGUGAGGCUAAGUAAGUACUUGAGAAGCGGAAUACGGAUCGAGUACCGUUAGGGCAGGGUCAGAGACCAGACUGAAUUAUUUUCAUUUGUUCUUGUAUUUAGGCUAGUCCAAGUCGGUCGUUACAUAGCAACAUAACAACACAUUCGCUCAAGUUAGCGUUUAUGCCUCCC
This is a messenger RNA of Fusarium verticillioides 7600, 1812 nucleotides long. RefSeq lists its product as hypothetical. Bases 459 to 1646 code for a protein of 395 amino acids. The record is from RefSeq and is a predicted model, not a curated record. NCBI's taxonomy places the organism in Eukaryota, Fungi, Ascomycota, Sordariomycetes, Hypocreales, Nectriaceae. The transcript is spliced from 6 exons.